UUUGAAAUUGUUGAUAGAAGAUGGGAUGUUCAGCUUCAUCGCCCAUUACAUGCAGCUGGUCAUUUUUUGAAUCCAGAGAUGUAUUAUGACAACCCUCAAAUGGAAUUUGAUAGUGAGAUUAUAAGAGGGUUUUAUGCAAGCAUGAAUAAGUUGGUAGGAGAUUUGCAAGUGGAGCAAAAAAUCAUGAUGGAGCUACACACUUAUAAAGUUGCAGGAGAAUUGUUUGGGACUGAACUUGCUAUAGCAAUGAGGAAAAAGGUUUCACCGGCUCAAUGGUGGAGACUUUAUGGUUCAUCAACCCCCAAUUUACAACAACUAGCCAUAAAGAUAUUGAGCUUGACUUGUAGUUCAUCCGGUUGUGAACGUAAUUGGAGCGUCUUUGAGCAAAUUCAUACUAAGAGAAGAAAUAGGCUUGAUCAUAAAAAAUUACAUGACUUGGUCUAUGUUAAGUAUAAUCAAGCACUCAUGCGAAGAUACAACCUUAAGGAUGAAGUUGAUCCCAUUAGCCUUAAUGAUAUUGAUGAAUGUAAUGAAUGGCUGGUUGGAGAGAUGGAUGGGGAUGAUGAUGAUGAAGUUGAAGCUCUAGAUGAGAGGGUUUUUGGUGGAAAUGAUCCACUUACUUGGAAUCAAGUUUAUGAUGUUUCAGGGGUUGGAGAGCCUCUAAUGUAUACUAGGCGUAACAAAAGGAAGCAACCUCCAAGUGGGGAAGGAGCAUCGUCUAAAAAGGGCAAAGGAGUGUUUUCUUCAACUAGGAAAGGAAAAGGAAAAAUUGUUGAAGUUGUUGAAGAAGACUCAGAAGAUAUUAGUGAGGAGUCAGAGGAAGAAUUGCCAAAUAUUAACUUUGACAAUUCAGAAGGUGAAGAAGUUGAAGGCUAUGCCCCUUUGGCAUUCAAUGAAGAGAAUGAUUACAUUGAGGAAGAGGAGGAGAAUGAUGAUGAUGAGGAUGAUUAG
This is a messenger RNA of Cajanus cajan (pigeon pea), 951 nucleotides long. RefSeq lists its product as uncharacterized. The record is from RefSeq and is a predicted model, not a curated record. Gene Ontology annotation, molecular function: protein dimerization activity. Lineage: Eukaryota; Viridiplantae; Streptophyta; Magnoliopsida; Fabales; Fabaceae.